This is a messenger RNA of Arabidopsis arenosa, 2938 nucleotides long. The record is from the annotation of a GenBank genome assembly. Lineage: Eukaryota; Viridiplantae; Streptophyta; Magnoliopsida; Brassicales; Brassicaceae.
UCUCUUGGUGAAGGAAGAAUCAAGCAUGGCUCAAGCUUCUUUUAUUUGCCUUCUCCUAAGUUUUUCCAUCAUAAUUCUUUCUAAUGCAGCCGACAUAAGCAUAGACUGUGGAUCAUCAAGCUCGCACAUUGACGCAGACAACAGAACGUGGGUGGGAGACACAGACUUUGUUACCACCGGUUUGACGUCUAAAUUUGUACUAAUAUCCAAAUUCUCUGAUUCUCUAACCACACUCCGGUAUUUUCCUACGGGAGAGACCAACUGUUACACCAACAUUCCGGUGGAUAAAGGUGGGAAAGUCUUAGUUAGAACGAGAUUCCUCUAUGGUGAUUAUGAUGGAGAAUCCAAGGCUCCCAAAUUCGAUGUAGUGUAUGAUGGUAAACAUCGAGACUCGGUCGUCACAACGACAUUUGAAAGAGUUACUCAAUCGGAGGCGAUAUUUAUUCCUGAAAACGGGAAUAUCAGUGUUUGCUUUUUCCGUACGCUUUCGAGCGAACACCCUUUUGUGUCCACCAUUGAAGUACGAAGGUUGGACGACUCUAUGUACACCGAUCUUGGCCCUAAGGAAGGUUUCAUCCUCCAGCAAAGGACCGCCUACGGUGCGCAGGAAUUAGUUAGGUCCCCAUAUGAUCCUUAUGAUAGAAUAUGGCUGCCAGCAACGGUUUUUGCCUCACAUCUAACAAGUUCUGCCACUUCUAUCAACACAACAGGAGCUGACAAUCGACCACCAGAGAUUGUCCUUCGGACUUCUUGGUCGAAGACUGACAUGGCGUUCUAUGAUAUAAAGCUACCUUUUUCUGGAGUGACAUUUUACAUUGUCAUUUAUUUCUCGGAACCACUAAGCCUUGGUUCUGACCAAAAGCGGUCUUUCAACGUUUACUAUGAUCAGGACAAGCAAGUGGGUUCAAAUCUAAUUGUGCCACCUUUUGGGGCAGUGACGCAAGCUUCUUUGAGGGGUGUGGGGAAGAGUGCGCUUCCCUAUCUGACAUUUAAAGCUACACCAGACUCGAAUUUGAACCCACUCAUCAACGCUCUCGAGCUCUAUGUCAUUAGUAAUAGUGGUGGAAGUGGAAACGGGACGAAUUCAACAAGCACGAGCGGUGGUGGCAGCCCUAGCCCUGGUGGUGGUGGUAGCAGCCCAAACACUGGCGGUGGUGGUGGCAGCCCCCCUAGCAACACUGGCGGUGGUGGUGGAGGCAAAUCCGGGAAGUCCGAAGGAGAGAAAAGCAGCAGCUUAGCUUUACCUCUUGGUAUAUCAUUCCCGUCGUUGUUGGUUCUUGGAGCUGGUGGUUGGGGUGCCUGGAAAUAUUUCAUCAAACCUAGGCGCCACCCCGAAUCAGAAAGCAGAGUCCUCCAUUUCCGCCGCUCCCGUUUCAGCCACACACCGUCGUCUUCGUCUCGUUAUCGUACUCUCGUAGCUCAAUUCGGGUUCAGACCAGGUUCGUUUCCUGACCUAGGUGACUCUCUCGAUUUCAUCAAGGACCAUGCCGAGAAUCUCCUGUACACGAUCGCUGAUGCCGCCGUUUCGUCCUCUGAAACCUUUGAAUCUGUCGCUGGCACUACUAACACCACAAACCAGAACAAUGAUUGGUUCUCUGGUAUUGCUAAUUACAUGGAAACUAUUCUCAAGGUUUUGAAAGAUGGGUUAUCAACUGUACAUGUUCCUUAUUCCUAUGGUUUCGCUAUCAUUCUAUUGACUGUGCUUGUUAAGGCUGCUACGUUCCCAUUGACGAAAAAGCAGGUUGAAUCUGCCAUGGCAAUGAAAUCUUUGACGCCUCAAAUAAAGGCUAUUCAGGAACGGUAUGCCGGUGAUCAGGAGAGAAUUCAGCUUGAAACUGCCAGAUUGUAUAAACUUGCUGGAAUAAAUCCCCUUGCAGGCUGCCUCCCCACACUAGCCACAAUACCAGUCUGGAUUGGGCUGUAUAGAGCCCUCUCAAAUGUUGCCGAUGAGGGGCUCUUAACGGAAGGUUUUUUCUGGAUACCUUCUCUUGCUGGUCCUACAACUGUUGCUGCAAGACAGAAUGGCAGUGGAAUCUCAUGGCUGUUUCCUUUCAUUGAGGGACACCCACCUCUCGGAUGGCCAGACACAUUAGCAUAUCUUGUCUUACCUCUAUUGCUCGUCUUCUCUCAGUACCUAUCCAUUCAGAUUAUGCAGUCUUCGCAGAGUAAUGAUCCAGCCAUGAAGAGCUCACAAGCAGUGACAAAGCUUCUUCCACUGAUGAUUGGCUAUUUUGCACUCUCAGUUCCUUCUGGUUUAAGUCUUUAUUGGCUGACCAACAACAUUUUGAGCACGGCACAGCAAGUAUGGCUUCAAAAAUAUGGUGGUGCUAAGAAUCCAGUUGAGAAAUUCACUAAUUUGGUCACUAAGGAAGAUAAAACACAAAAAAUUGAGAAGUCUAUUUCAGAGCCACUAGUUCAAAAGUCUGUUUCAGAACUGAAAAUACCAAGAGAGAAGGGUGGUGAAAAGGUGACCUCAGAAGGCCCUAAACCUGGUGAAAGGUUUAGGCUUCUCAAAGAGCAAGAAGCAAAGAGACGUCGAGAAAAAGAAGAGAGGCAGAAAGCUGAAGCAGCUCUAUCAAAUCAUAAUACAAACAAAGCACAUGAACAAGAUGGAAAACCUGAUACAGCCAUUGUCGCUGGAGAUAAUGGAGAGAUAGAACUUUCUGCUGCGGAAGAAACAUCCGAUGGCACCGUAGCUGUGAAUGGGAAGCCAUCUAAGGAGAAGACUACGAAUGGGACAUUUGGCAUUGGCCAUGAUACAGAACAACAGCAUUCUCAUGAUACAUAGAAGAGGAACACUCCUGGCGAAGCCCAACACACAAAGAGGAAUUGAUAUUUGAAUAAGACAGAGGAGGAAUCUCGGUAAUCAGUCCUUUUAGCCCCUCUGCAACAGAGUUCGAAGUUUAUAGAUCUUAAGAGUGCGAAACAUUAGUCAUUA